UAAAAUACUAACAAUGAAUCAAAAUCAUCCAACAAACUCAAAUGAAGAAGAUGAACAAGUUGAAAAGCUAAUACAAACCCUUCCAAGAGUUUCCUUGAGAGGCUCCUCUUUUAAAAUGAUAGAGUAUGAAGGUUUCUACUACUACAACGAAGAUGAUAUUCCUACCUUAACCAAUGCAAUCAACUUUCAAAAACACUUUGUUGCUCGUGACACCGAUAUCUUCAUUAUUAGUCCGGCGAAAACAGAUUCCGGGUGUCGGAUUUUGUACAUUUGUCGAAGCUGUUUUGACACACUCACAUCAUUUGUCGAAGUUGGCAUGCCAUUUUCUCCCCAGGAGGAAAAUGAUGGUAUCAUACAACAAAUUAUAUAUUGACUUGUGAAGCACUGGAAAUAACAAGGAUUUGAAAGAUUGGGAUUGGGCUAAAGAAGAUCAGUUUACAGUUGAUAUGGCAGAAAGGAUGGCAAAACUCAUGCAAGAAACACUUGACCCCAGAUUAUGCUUCAAAUUGCUCCCAUGAUUCUUUACAAAUUUGCAUCAUUUUAGGGGUACCAAAUUGGCGUCCUCAGCUCUAAUUAUUGUUUCUUUUGAUGUACAUUUUUUUUUUUCGGUUUGUUCCGCAGGAGUUUGCAUGAGUAACUCGAUGGGCAACAUUCCUUCCAGUUGAGAUUUUUUCCAUUCCCAAGGCUCGAACCCGAGACCUUGGUUAAGGGCCUCUCAAUUGGUCUUCUAUUGAUGUACUUUAAUUUGCUUAAUUAUUUCUU
Molecule: messenger RNA, 762 nt
Organism: Spinacia oleracea (spinach)
Lineage: Eukaryota; Viridiplantae; Streptophyta; Magnoliopsida; Caryophyllales; Amaranthaceae
Exons: 2
Coding region: 14-373 (119 amino acids)
Source: RefSeq, a predicted model, not a curated record